AUGGAUUUAACUCCCGCCAUUCAUCCUAAUCACCAGAAGCUCAUUGAUCGCGCUAGAGAAUUCUUUACUGAAGUCGAAGACUUAACACCAGGCAAAGACCUUGAAGCCAAGCUGAACCGAGACUAUGGCCCUGGGAAUCCAUACUACGACGAUUUCUGUUUCUUGAUACGACAAGCUCUUGCAAAUAACGAGGGUUGGGUUGCAACUGAUGAGAUAGAUGGCUCAAAGUACCGCCGUACCAGAAUUAGCACUCCGUCUGAGUCGAACCGCUUCUUCAGUAUUACGACCGUUUACAUGGAAAGCGAUAAAGAAUACCGGGGCCAAUAUCACCUUCAUCCUUACGGAGAAAUCAAUUGUGUCGUCCAAUUAGAUUCAUCGGCCGAGUUAAAGGGAAUGUCAGGGUGGCAAGGCGCUGGCUGGACGUCUCCAGGGCCCGGUACUCAUCAUUAUCCUGAGGUCCGCGGAGGCGCUCUGGUAGCACUUUUUUUCCUACCGGCCGGCCGGAUAUCGUACAAAUUGGUAAAGCCGGGAGAUCCGCAGCCAAUAGCUAUUUAA
Molecule: messenger RNA, 555 nt
Organism: Trichoderma asperellum CBS 433.97
Lineage: Eukaryota; Fungi; Ascomycota; Sordariomycetes; Hypocreales; Hypocreaceae
Source: RefSeq, a predicted model, not a curated record